Bursaphelenchus okinawaensis is the source of this 843-nucleotide messenger RNA. NCBI's taxonomy places the organism in Eukaryota, Metazoa, Nematoda, Chromadorea, Rhabditida, Aphelenchoididae. The record is from the annotation of a GenBank genome assembly.
AUGCUCGGAAAGGAAAAGGUCGUUUUGAAAUCAAGUGAUGGUAUUAGAUUUUCGGUCGAUUGUGAUUCUAUUCGUCAUUCAAAGCUUUUGUACGAUAUGAUGGCUUGUUUAAGAAAUGUAGAGCACGUAUCAGACACAAACGACGAAGAAGUUCCGCGUGAAGAUGUUGUUGUUCAAAAUGAGCAAAACCAGGAAGAAAUCGCACCAGGAGAAGCGAUUGUAGCUGAAAUGGGCGACAACGAAGAAACUGGAGAUAAAAUGGAGGAAGAAGCAGUUGUUGAAGGUAAAAUUGAGGCCGAAAAGGCGUGUGGAGACAGCAAACAUGCUAACAAGGAUACGAUGGAUAAAUCUGACUCAAGCGACGACUUUGCUGAACCUAGUACUAAGAGAUUUCGAAGUAACAAAGCCGAAGAAUUUAAUGACGAUGUAGCCGGCAAAACCAAAGAAUCAGACUCUUCUAGUGACGAGGACUCACCAGGCACCUCUAUUCCGAUCAAGAAUGUCAAAAGUGAUGUCUUGGAGAAGGUGCUGCAUUGGUGCGAAUAUCACAAGGAGGAUGAGCCUCUAACGGACGAAGAACUCAAAAAUAAGGAUAGGAAUGUUCAUAUUUGUGCUUGGGAUGCGGAGUAUUUGAAGAUGGAUGACCAACUCCUACUCGAAGUGAUUAAGGCCGCGAAUUACUUGGACAUUCAGGAGUUGUUGGACAUUACUUGCAAACACGUAGCUAAUAAGCUCAAGGACAAGAGCCCAGAAGAAAUUAGGGCCGCCUUCAACAUUGAAAACGAUUUCUCUCCGGAAGAGGAGGCUAAGAUCUUGAAGGACAAUGCUCUUUUCGACGAUUAG